Messenger RNA from Zygotorulaspora mrakii, 759 nucleotides. It is a transcript of the gene EMG1, whose product is annotated as 18S rRNA pseudouridine methyltransferase. Gene Ontology annotation, biological process: rRNA base methylation. The transcript has a single exon. Gene Ontology annotation, cellular component: nucleolus; small-subunit processome. Lineage: Eukaryota; Fungi; Ascomycota; Saccharomycetes; Saccharomycetales; Saccharomycetaceae. Gene Ontology annotation, molecular function: rRNA binding; rRNA (pseudouridine) methyltransferase activity. The coding region runs from base 1 to 759 and encodes 252 amino acids. The record is from RefSeq and is a predicted model, not a curated record.
AUGGUUGAAGAUUCAAGAGUGCGGGAUGCUAUCAAGUCAGGCGAGCAAAAAGCCUUACCCGCUUCACUCGUUCCCGAGGCGCCUGCAGUAUUAUCAUCGAAAGACAAGACAACCCAAAGACUUAUCAUUGUUCUUUCAAUGGCAUCAUUGGAAACACACAAAAUAUCAUCAUCGGGCCCGGGUGGAGAUAAAUAUGUCUUAUUAAAUUGUGAUGAUCAUCAAGGCCUUUUGAAGAAAAUGGGUAGGGAUAUCAGCGAAGCUAGACCCGAUAUUACCCACCAGUGUCUAUUAACGCUGCUGGAUUCUCCCAUCAACAAAGCGGGAAAGCUGCAGGUGUACAUUCAAACAAGUCGAGGUGUUUUGAUUGAAGUCAACCCAACUGUUCGUAUCCCAAGAACUUUUAAAAGAUUUUCAGGGCUCAUGGUCCAAUUAUUACACAAACUUUCCAUUAGGUCAGUGAAUUCUGAAGAAAAACUACUCAAAGUCAUAAAAAAUCCCAUUACAGAUCAUUUACCAACAAAAUGUCGCAAAAUUACGCUGUCCUUUGAUGCUGAAGUGAUCCGUGUUCAGAAUUAUGUUGAAAAAAUUGAUAAGGACGAGAGUAUAUGUGUUUUUGUUGGUGCAAUGGCUAGAGGUAAAGAUAAUUUCGCGGAUGAGUACGUGGACGAGAAGGUUGGCCUCUCGAACUACCCAUUAUCUGCAUCAGUAGCAUGCUCAAAGUUCUGUCAUGGUGCUGAAGACGCUUGGGGAAUUAUAUAA